This is a messenger RNA of Megalopta genalis, 2727 nucleotides long. RefSeq lists its product as uncharacterized. Gene Ontology annotation, molecular function: structural constituent of muscle; actinin binding. Lineage: Eukaryota; Metazoa; Arthropoda; Insecta; Hymenoptera; Halictidae. The record is from RefSeq and is a predicted model, not a curated record. Gene Ontology annotation, biological process: muscle tissue development; sarcomere organization. Gene Ontology annotation, cellular component: cytoplasm; Z disc; nucleus.
CGUUCAUUAUUGUGAUACUAAAAUCUAAUUAAUGAAUUGAAAGUGAUUGAUCAGUUAUAUUUAAUUGAAUAAUCAACACUUAAAUAUAUUAAUGGAUAUUUUGAAAUACCAUCGCGUAUUUUUGUAAAUACUCGCUCGAAGUUACCUUCUAACAUGUGUUGGUAACAGUGUUUUGUUUUUCGUCGAUCAGUUAUUAAUGUUCGACAUUUUUUUAAUUUUUUGGUGAAUUGUUGAAAAUUGGAACAGCCAUUAAUUCAUGUUAUCCUUGAAGUGAAAUUAUCGAAACGGUUAGAUGCUAAAUCAUUUUUGGAUAUGCGAAAUUUUUUAUUCAGCGUAACUAUGCGCUGAACAUUUAUAAUCUCGCACUCGAAGCGGCAAAUGGAACGAACCUCAAUUAUAAGGAAAUAUUUUAUCAUCGUGCAUUGUGGAUAUUAAUUCAGAUUAAAAUCUCUGUAGUAUGCAUUGUUCAGUACCCUAAGAAGGAACUUUUUCGAGUGAUAAAUGCCUGGAGUUUGUCCGCGCUGUAAUCGCGAGGUUUACUUCGCAGAAGAAAAAUUAGCUCUUGGCAAAGUUUGGCACACGUUCUGCUUUUCUUGUCGUAACUGUCGAAAACUACUCAAUAGCUGUAACGUGGUGACGCAUCUUGAUGAAUUAUUCUGCAAGAGUUGUUACGUUCGUCAAUCCCAUUCAGCAAAUGAUUAUAAAACUAUAUCGAAAAUUCGUUCACCUACAAACUCAAUUAAAAAUUCAUUGAAUCGUUCUUGCGGAAUUGAAAGUUCGAUCGGUAAUACCACAUUCGGCAGAAAACGACAUUACCAAUCCGACGCGCUCAGACUUCGCGGUGGAGGCAGUGAAGGUGGAGAGGCAUACGUGUGUUUUGAUGAAGAGAAAAAGCAUUUCUUAGAAAACGAAUGUGCUAAUUUGAGUAUUACCAACUCGAUGUCAACGCUCUGUGAUCCUCCACCUAGUCCUACUGCUAUAACUACAUGGUACAAUCGGCAGCAUUCGAAAUUUCGCAGUACGUCUUUGGAGUCGCAGAAGAAUAAUAUCACGAAAGAUUGUCGAUUCGAUGCUCACCAAGACAUCGAUCUAUCUGAGUUAAAUCCGCUACUUUGUAAUAAUGAAAUCGACAUUGCAGAGACUCAGCUAAGCACAGACAAAACUCGAAUGCCAUCAACCAACUGGAAUAAUAAAAUUAACAAAUCCGCUCCUGCUUGCGAAUUUAGCGCCAAUAACGUCAUUAUUCCGUCAAGACGAAAAUUUACGUAUCCGCCGGUACCGCCGCCUCGCAAUCCGCUGCCUUCCCGACGACGAGUCUCGUUCUGCGACGUCGUCUUCGGGGAUACACGCGGAAACAGCCAGAAUUCUAUGACGAAUAUGCAGGAUGUUCGCCGUAGGUUUUGUAGCAAUAAUGACAGUAACGAGGAAUAUCGUAGUUCAUACGACAUUUGGCAAGCGGACGAUCCGGUCGGUAAAAAUGACGGCGGGUACGAAAAUGUUAAUGUAAGUCGAACGGAGGAGACUGGCAGAAUGCAUUUUGAAAAAAGCGCCGCGGAGUGUUGCGACGACGACGACGACGACGAGGCGUUAAACAAAUGCAAUGACACCGAGAAGAAUCCCGGACAGAGUCGAACAAUGAAUGAAAAAGACGACGAGUCCUCGAGAGAAGAAUCGAUGACCUACCAAAAUUGUCUCACUUCAACGAAUGGACAGGAUGAUAAUGAACGUCUGCGAGGAGGUUGCGGGGGAUCAUGCACGCCAUGUGGACCUCGACCUAAAGUCUCCUGCGGCGUGGUGAAGGUGGUAGAAGCUACCUGCCUUUGCGGAAGAAGAGAACCGGAAUCAUGUCGCACCGUCACUUCCUGUUCAAGCUGUUCAUCGCCGUGUAACGAACGACGGAGCUGCUGUCCACCACCAAUCUGCAAGAAAACGAUUGUUAGAUGUCGUCCAUCGUGUACCGAGUCUCAGGGUUGCGGCAACGGUGGAUGUUGCGGAGGUGGAUGUCGCGGUGGUUGUGGAAAACCCGGGCAGACCUGUCUACCGGCGAGAUCUUGCACGACUCCAUGCCAACCGUGUUCACCUUGUUCCCCAUCACGCUCUUGUCCCCCGCAAUCAUCUUGUUCUUGUAGAAAAUGCUCACCUUGUUGCCCCAGCACUGGGGGCAGUACGAAUUGUUGCAGCCGCCCAUGUAGAUCCAAAAGUCCCGUAUGUCGAUCGAGUCGUAGAAGAUGCAGUACCGACAGAGCAGAUUGUAAUGAGGGUGGUUGCUGCCGACCGAAAGUUAUUUGCGAGUGUUUGGGAGGCGGUCUUGAUUGCCAGCGCUGUGGGCGAAAGGUGUACCAGGCUGAAAUGCAGAUGGUGUCUGGUAUACCCUAUCACAAUAUAUGCUUCAGUUGCAAUUGCUGUAGGAAGCCGUUGGAGCCGUUAACGUAUCAGGAAAAUUGCGGAGAAAUUUACUGUAAACAAUGUUAUGUCCGAAAUUUUGGACCACAGGGAUACGGGUAUGGAGUGGGACCAGGAACGUUGCAAACUCCGAUGUGAAUCCAUAAAGUGAACGUUAAACAGUGAGCAAGCUAAACUCAUUCAAAUCUCUUGCAAUUACUUAUGAUCUUGUUUUCUUUACUUUUUUUCUUCAUUUUUCUAAGACGUAUUCUAAACUAUAAACAACAUUUGUAACAACUUUUCUAAGACGUAUUCUAAAAUAUAAUUUAUUAAUACAAUAGCGGA